CCACAAUCCUCUGUAAUAUGCGUCUGGGUGUGAGAGAGAAAGAUUAAAAUUGGACCAUCUGCAGACUUUGAUUUGGUAUUAAUGGCGGCAGCAGAUAUUUUCUACAGGGCUUUGCUGUGUUGUGAGCUGUAGUAAAUCAUCACAUUUUGAUCGUUUCUCAGGAGGAUCUGUGACAGGUGCCACUAUAACUCUACCCUCACCUGACAUCAGCAACCGGGCCAAAAUGGAAGCUAGUUUCGGAUCCACAUUUCCAGCGGUCCCUCAAGUAGCAAAAGCGGAAACUAAUUACAAACAGCACCGCAGAACCCCUUCAUCCUCCAGCACUCUGACAUUCUCCGCUCGUGACGACGAUGAUGGCAUGCCGCCCAUUAGUACCCCUCGUCGCUCAGACUCUGCCAUCUCGAUUCGCUCUCUGCACUCCGAGUCCAACAUGUCGCUGCGCUCCACCUUUUCUCUGCACGAGGAAGAGGAAGACACAGAGCCACAGGUGUUUGCAGAGCAGCCCUCUGUUAAGCUCUGUUGCCAGCUGUGCUGCAGCGUGUUCAAGGACCCCGUCAUCACCACCUGCGGACACACAUUCUGCAGGCGAUGUGCCUUGACCUCAGAGAAAUGCCCUGUGGACAAUUCUAAGCUCACGGUGGUAGUGAAUAACAUAGCGGUGGCCGAGCAAAUCGGAGAGCUUUUCAUCCACUGCAAGUACGGCUGUCACCCAGCUGCCUCGGGCAAACCCGGUGCCUUUGAGGUUGACCCACUUGGCUGUCCAUUCACCAUCAAGCUUAGCACCAGGAAAGAUCAUGAAGUAAGCUGUGACUACAGACCUGUUCGCUGUCCUAACAACCCCAACUGCCCUCCCUUGCUCACCAUGAACCUGGAGUCCCAUCUGAAAGAGUGUGAACACAUUAAGUGCCCUCACUCUAAAUAUGGUUGCACCUUUAUCGGGAAUCAGGACACAUAUGAGACGCAUCUGGAGGUGUGUAAGUUCGAGGGGCUGAAGGAGUUUCUCCAGCAGAUGGAUGACCGAUUCCAUGAGAUGCAGGUGACACUGGCGCAGAAGGACCAGGACAUCUCGUUCCUGCGCUCCAUGCUGGGCAAACUCUCUGAGAAACUAGACCAGCUGGAGAAGAACUUGGAGCUCAAGUUUGAUGUGCUGGAUGAGAACCAGAGUAAGCUCAGUGAAGAUCUGAUGGAGUUCAGACGAGAUGCUUCCAUGCUUAAUGAUGAACUGUCUCACAUCAAUGCCAGACUCAAUAUGGGUAUACUGGGCUCCUACGACCCCCAGCAGAUCUUCAAAUGCAAGGGUACUUUUGUGGGCCACCAGGGUCCGGUGUGGUGUUUGUGUGUCUAUUCUACCGGCGAUCUUCUCUUUAGUGGGUCGUCAGAUAAGUCCAUCAAGGUUUGGGACACAUGCACCACAUAUAAGUGUCAGAAAACCCUUGAGGGCCAUGAUGGAAUAGUGUUGGCAUUGUGCAUUCAGGGGAACAAACUUUACAGCGGCUCAGCUGACUGCACCAUUAUUGUUUGGGAUAUCCAGACCUUGCAGAAAGUGAACACCAUCCGGGCACAUGACAACCCAGUGUGCACUUUAGUGUCCUCACACAACAUGCUAUUCAGUGGCUCUCUCAAAGCCAUUAAGGUGUGGGAUAUUGUGGGCACAGAGCUAAAGCUAAAGAAGGAACUAACUGGCUUGAAUCACUGGGUUCGAGCUCUGGUUGCUUCUCAGAAUCAUCUGUACAGCGGAUCUUAUCAAACCAUAAAGAUCUGGGACAUCCGUUCUCUGGAGUGUGUCCAUGUGCUCCAGACCUCUGGAGGCAGUGUGUACUCCAUUGCAGUCACCAAUCACCAUAUAGUUUGUGGCACCUAUGAGAACCUCAUUCAUGUUUGGGACAUUGAGUCCAAAGAGCAGGUGCGGACGCUGACGGGCCACGUGGGCACAGUGUAUGCCCUUGCCGUCAUCUCAACCCCCGAUCAGACCAAAGUGUUCAGUGCCUCCUAUGAUCGCUCUCUCAGGGUGUGGAGCAUGGACACAUGA
Molecule: messenger RNA, 2029 nt
Organism: Carassius auratus (goldfish)
Lineage: Eukaryota; Metazoa; Chordata; Actinopteri; Cypriniformes; Cyprinidae
Product: E3 ubiquitin-protein ligase TRAF7-like
Exons: 20
Coding region: 224-2029 (601 amino acids)
Biological process (GO): ribosomal large subunit assembly; Notch signaling pathway
Cellular component (GO): nucleolus
Molecular function (GO): protein binding
Source: RefSeq, a predicted model, not a curated record